AUGCUAUACGGUGACAACAAACUCUACGAGAGGGCUCUAGAAUCACACAUUCGACAUGGAGAGCAAUGGGGCUAUCCCACAUACAUUAAGCGACAAAACGAGUACUGCGGAUACUGGAACAAACCAACCUUCAUGAUUCAACAAGUCGCCCAGGAACUCGCAAAACCAGAGUCUCGGAGAGCAGAAUGGUUGAUGUGGGUGGACGCAGACUCCAUCAUCCUCAACCCAAACAUCCCAGCCCACAUCUUCCUCCCACCCCGCGAAUUCUCCCACAUCAACGUCGUCGCAGCACGCGAUAUCCAGGGCCUAAACACCGGUGUCUUUUUCGUCCGCGUACAUCCCUGGACAAUCUCAAUGUUUGUAGACGGCAUGGCCUUCCCCCUCUGCAACCCCAAAGUCGAACUCGGAAAUGACGCCGAUCAAGCCGCCAUGGCCCGCACCAUCGAAAAGUCCUCUGGUGGUCCUGAUGGUUAUGGAUUCAAGAGAGGAAUCGUCUACUUGCCCAGAAGCAUGUUCAAUGCCUAUGAAUUGCCUGGAUACAUGAGAGAUGGCAGAACAGAUGUACUAAGGAACUUUACUGGAUUCGUGGAACCACACGCCUAUGAAGGCAAGCAAGGCGAUUUUCUCGUUCAUCUGCCUGGAUUGUUCGGAGAUCGUGAGCCGCUCAUGUCAGAUUGGCUGGACUUGGUCGAGAACCGUCAAGGCGAUUGGGCUUUGCCGCUGGAGCAAACGACAUAUGUUCAAGACACGCAAGCUUUCUGGAAACUCUACGGUGAAGCGGUUGCUACGAUCAAGGAAGCGCUGAACAGAGAAGCUGUCGACAAGGAUAUGAGAAACGCGGUUGGACAACUCAGAGAUGCGUUGAGUGAAGAAGCGGAUGACUCUAACAGAAUUGUCGAGUGCAUGGCCGACCUUAAGGAGCUUCUUCAUCAGGCCACCUUUGUUGAUGAAUGA
Molecule: messenger RNA, 954 nt
Organism: Aureobasidium namibiae CBS 147.97
Lineage: Eukaryota; Fungi; Ascomycota; Dothideomycetes; Dothideales; Saccotheciaceae
Exons: 2
Coding region: 1-954 (317 amino acids)
Biological process (GO): protein N-linked glycosylation
Cellular component (GO): Golgi membrane
Molecular function (GO): glycosyltransferase activity
Source: RefSeq, a predicted model, not a curated record